AAAGUAGUCUAAUGAGAAGGGUGCUAACGAUUUAUUCGUUAUUUAUUAAACUUCAUUUUUUUUAAUAAUGAUAAGGAUUCGUUCUUUUUUUUUUCCUCUCUCUCUUUUCUCUUUUAUUUUCAUUUUUUUAUAGUUUUUUUUAUUGUAUUAUGACUGCUGAUUGGUCUCCUCAACAUUGGAAAACAAAGCCUAUUGUACAAGAUGUUGUUUAUGAAAACCAAGACCACGUUGAUCGUGUAUUAGAUAAAUUACGACGUUUGCCUCCCAUGGUAUCUCCAGCAGAAAUUGAAAAUUUGAAAGCACAGUUGAAAGAAGCUGCCCUCGGUAAAUCUUUCUUAUUGCAGGGUGGUGACUGCGCUGAAUUAUUCGAUUAUUGUUCUCAAGAACCAAUUGAAGCAAAACUCAAGGUCUUGUUACAAAUGUCACUUGUAUUAACUUGGGGUGCUCGCACUCCUGUUGUACGUAUUGCUCGUAUGGCUGGUCAAUAUGCUAAACCUCGUUCAAAUCCAAUGGAAAUGCAUGAAGGCGUUGAAAUUCAUUCAUUUAGAGGAGAUAAUGUAAACGGGUUUGAUCCUAAAGACCGUAAACCAGAUCCUGACCGUUUGUUAGGUGCUUAUUUCCAUUCAGCUGCCACAUUAAAUUAUGUACGCACCUUGCUUGAUUCUGGGUUUGCAGAUCUACAUCAGCCUUCUCAAUGGAAUUUGAGCCACGUGCGCUCUGAUAAUGUCAAACGGGAAUAUGAAACAAUUGUAACACAAUUAUCAGAUUCGCUUGAUUUCAUGCGAACCAUUGGUGCAGACAAGAAUGAUAUUCCUAAUGCCCUCAAUUCUAUUGAUUUCUUUGUUUCACACGAAUCAUUAUUGCUAGAUUACGAAGCAUCCUUAACACGUUUAUUAACGUCACCUUCUACUAAGGAAAAGAAAUGGUAUAAUACAGGUGCUCACUUUUUGUGGAUUGGUGAUCGUACUCGUCAACCUGAUGGCGCUCAUGUUGAAUAUAUUCGUGGUAUCGAGAAUCCUAUCGGUGUAAAAGUUGGACCUACAACUGUACCUGAACAAUUAGUAGAUUUAUUAAAUACAGUCAAUCCUAAUAAGGAAAUUGGUAAAGUCACAUUGAUUACUCGUUUUGGUGCUGACAAAGUCGAAAAGUUUUUGCCUCAACACAUUGAAGCUGUUCGUAAAUCUGGGCAUAUUCCUGUUUGGGUCUGUGAUCCUAUGCAUGGAAAUACAAAGACUGCAUCUGGCAAUUUGAAAACUCGUCAUUUUGUUGAUAUCAUUCAAGAAUUAUCUCAAACUUUCAGAAUCCACAAAGAAUGCAAUAGUAAAUUAAAUGGUGUUCACUUUGAAUUGACUGGUGAUUCUGUUACAGAAUGUAUUGGUGGAUCAAUGGAUUUAAGAGAUUCUGAUCUUCCUUCAAAUUAUCAAACUCAUUGUGAUCCUCGUUUAAAUUAUGAACAGUCACUUGAUGUUGCAUUCUUAAUUGCCAAGUAUUAUGAAAAUGAAAGAAAAAAUAAAGAUAUUCCAACUUUGUAAGUUUUUUUUUUCAAAAAAAAAA
Molecule: messenger RNA, 1554 nt
Organism: Cokeromyces recurvatus
Lineage: Eukaryota; Fungi; Mucoromycota; Mucoromycetes; Mucorales; Mucoraceae
Product: DAHP synthetase
Exons: 6
Coding region: 150-1532 (460 amino acids)
Biological process (GO): aromatic amino acid biosynthetic process
Molecular function (GO): 3-deoxy-7-phosphoheptulonate synthase activity
Source: RefSeq, a predicted model, not a curated record